Messenger RNA from Vitrella brassicaformis, 904 nucleotides. The record is from the annotation of a GenBank genome assembly. Lineage: Eukaryota; Vitrellaceae.
AUGUUCUACGUGGCGCUAAGAGAGGUUAGGAAGCCAACGAACUCUAUCCCCUUUUUCUAGGUCUCUGUCUAUAACAGGACACAGGAAUCCCACAAGCCCAUCAAAUCGACGUGCUGGACGAAAGAGACAUCAUGAAAAAUUUCCAAGAUGGCGUAUGCCGUCUGGUGCUAGAGGCAAACAAGCGCCUCUUCAAAAAGCGCAGGAGAAAGACUGUCGAAAGCAGAGCCGCAUUUCUCCAUACCUUGGGGAGCCUGCUCUGCCAUCCGUCAAUUCGGACCAUCCGUCGAGAAGUGUUAUCUUUCGUGGUCGAGAAACGGGUACGUAUAGCCAGAGCCAGAGUCGCUCUGUUUGCGACUGUUCUCUGUUUUGUUACCAUUUCGCCACAUCUACAGAUAUUGGAAGACACCGACGUGCACAAGGACCGGAAGGAAACACUGUUCCGCAACAUGUUGACGGUGCGAGCCAGGAGAGGAGCAGAGGUUUUCGACGCAGCCUUCGAGCUCCUCCACGCGUUUAAUCCGACUGUGCCAAUCCUGCCGCUCACUGUCGCCUUUGUGCAAUAUGUCAGCAAAUUCAAGCUCAUUCACCAUUGUCACAGAGGUGCUUACAUUUCUGGCAGGUGCUUCACGAGCUCUCAGUGGCAUUCCUGUCUGAGCACUACCAAGCCGUGAGGGCGUUUCUGAAAGGCCAAAUCGUUUCAAGCAGGACACCGAUCAGUCUCUGCUUUGAGGUCGCGACAGUCGUCAAGAAGCGCUUUAAGGAGGAGAGGGACUCGCUGUCGGAUGAGCUUGGCGAGCUCUUAGAAUGGAUAAAGGUCAGUUUCCAGUUGAAGGUGAGACCUUGGAUCCUGUUCCUUGCGCUUCAGAGAUGCACGGCGCAUUAUUUGCAAGAUGUGGACGAGUGA